AAUCCUGACAGUAGUGCCUUUGACUUUGGUCCGUUUACUGGUCUUUUUAGUGUUUCCGUAACGAAAAUGAAGUGCCACUGCCACGUAAAGACGAUUAUAUGUACAACUAUGUGAUGGCCCUUUUCAAAAAGCAGCAAAACCCCACACUCGAUGUCAAUUCGCACUCAUCUUUGAUUGGUUUGCUAACCAAGACCAUUAAGAGAAAGUUAUAUAAAUCUGAAUUUAAGUUUUCAACAAGAGUUGUAUGUACGUUUAUGGUGUCUUCUGUUGCUGUGUACAUGCUCACAGUUAAUCUUCUUGGAAUUGCUUCGAUAUUACUGGAAACAAAACUCGAGCCGUGGAUCGAUUCAAGCAACCUCAAUCGAACUUUUGGUCAAUCCUUUGUCAUUGAAGCUCGCAAGCAAGUUAGAAUAUGGACAUUUUGUUGCUAUGUUUCAAUCAUGGUGUCGACAAUAAAGACAUACAUUGUUUUUUUAAACAUGCUUAGCUGGUACAGGCGUCAUCUGAUGAAGCUUCAUGUUGGCGAUCGGUCUUGGCUGCCAGAGUCAAUUAAAAGGCUAAAUGACUCACCAGCAAGUCUCACGGAUGCAAGUAUGAAAUAUGCUGGUUAUCAAGUUGCCUACGUUGCUUGGGGUUACUGGAUAUUUUCAAUCGUUUUUUGGCUUCUUCUUGGAUUGACAUCUUCGCUAAUUUUCUAUCCACUGUUUCAUGGAACAUCUUCAGUCCUGAUACAAGCAUUCUACAAAGUAUGGCCUGCAUUGCUUAUUACAGUUUGCAUUUUCCUUGCGGAAAGGAUCACGGCAAGAUACUGUUUUCUGUUCAAAAAGGGUAAAAUCAUAGCAAUAACAAACAGGAAAGUGUUUAAUAUCGUGUCGUAUUACUUGUUCUUCUUCAACAUAUUUCUCGGCUUCCUGUCAUGCUUGCUCCGCAUUUUGAAAAGUGUUGUUGUUGGAGUAAUGUUCCUUGAAAGGGUCCAGAAAAGUAUACUUCCAAGUUCCUUUGAAGUUAUCGAUCCAGGUUAUUAUGCCUAUAUAGGCUGCAUACACAUUGAGCAUACACUUGCCAACCCUGUUUUGAGAGUAUUCUUGGAUAUUUUGAAUGAAUCGGUUGACUGCAAGACGUCAUCCAAUGCAGAAAAUAUCGGAAAUUUUCGCUCCAACAGCAGCCAGUCAUUAUUAGGGGACAAUGAAUGUGGCAUUGCAUUGGAGACAGAAAGGUAUCGGAUUAUACGGAACAAAUGGAAUCUUGCAUACACCUUGAUAAAAAAUCCGUCGUUGCUACAGUUCAGAAAAAACAAAACGAAUAAGCGACCCAGUGUCGAGUCAGAGUACAGAGGCUCGGUGUCUUGUUGAGUGCAAGCACAAAUAGACAGUGCAGUUUAUUGCUAGUUGCUGAGGUUUCCUCGGAAGUGCAGAAAGUUACUCGGAAGGGUAGAAGUUAUCAUGCAUUGAAUGGGAGGAGGGACAUGUUACAUUAAUAUCCGAUGAAGAAUGAAUUUCAUUUCUGAGUUUUUUUACCUUGACUAAAUAAUGUUUUGUUUACUGGCUGUGAUGUAAAUAAUGAGCAUAAUUAGGAUGAGCGAUCACUCCAAAUGAACUUUAGUAAAUGCUGCAACAUAGUGUAUUGACGUGCGGGUGUUGGCAACCAAGAACCGUGUCAAAAAUCGUUAUUCUCUUCACAUUUACUGUAUCAAAAUCACAAACAAAUUAUAGGGUCCGAAUUUAAUCCAAGGGUAUAUGCUUAUGGCGUCUACAAUCAGCCAUCCUAUUACAGGCUUAUAUCAAGUAUACAUUUUUUUAUCACAUAUCUGUAAUUGAUUGUACAUGAUGUAUUUUUAAACGGAGAAAUUUAUUUUUAUUUGUUUUAAAAAGAAGAGCUAUAGAAAUUUUUAUACGUAUGUGAUAUAUGUUGUGAUAAAUGAUUUUAUUGUUGAUUUUAGUAUUCCGAAAUAGAGCAUUA
Rhopilema esculentum is the source of this 1959-nucleotide messenger RNA. The record is from RefSeq and is a predicted model, not a curated record. Lineage: Eukaryota; Metazoa; Cnidaria; Scyphozoa; Rhizostomeae; Rhizostomatidae.